Molecule: messenger RNA, 1274 nt
Organism: Exaiptasia diaphana
Lineage: Eukaryota; Metazoa; Cnidaria; Anthozoa; Actiniaria; Aiptasiidae
Product: protein FAM124A
Exons: 2
Source: RefSeq, a predicted model, not a curated record
UAGUUAGGAUAUUUUCAGUUGCAGAAAAACGUGACGUUGUUCAUGGUUUCGUGUGAAAGUUUCUCUGUCGUCUUUGAUUCGAAAGAAUCGACGAGAAAGCUGAAGGAGAGGCAAAGCACCAGUCAAAGCAACCUAAUUGUUGUUGAAUAAAUACCAAAAUGACCAACGACACUCAACGAUUUUACGACGACGUUGUCCCAAGUCAUCCCGAGAAUCAGCGAUUUGACGAUGGUAAUUUAACGAGCCAUCCCGAGAAUCAGCGAUUUGACGAUGAUAAUUUAACGAGCCAUCCCGAGAAUCAGCGAUUAGACAGACAUCAUUCACGGAGUCAUUUCAGCAAUAACACUAAACUAUUACCAAAGAUGAAUAGUCGGCAUAGCAACGUUAAUGACUCAGGAAAAUACACUGCUGACCCUUUUCAAUGCAGACUCCAAAUAAGAACAAGCAAGGGCGAAGCGAACUUUUUGAAAAAUCUCUUUUCGCCGCUUCUGGAYGGAAUUGAUCCGACUUUUCAGUURAUAAACCUAGAAGAAAAAGAGACAUUUGAGCCGCUUACUGCAUGGGAUCAAAAUUCUGAAAAUGAUUACGAAGAGGAAGGAAUGGUUUGCCCAGCACUUAGCAUUGUACUUUUCUUGUCGGAAGCAUUCGGGCAGCUGUCGGCUAAUUCCGUGCAAAGCUACCUCUCCUCAGAGCCUUGGCGAUUCCAUCAUCGCAUCGAGCURCCUAAAGAUGUCCGUCCUCAAAUCACUGCCCGACAAGAUUUCUACCAGGCGUUCCACYGACAUCCUCUUUGGUCUGUCUGCCCAGUGCAUUAUGGGAAUGAACAUUUAAGAUUCCAUAUUGUUGUUAAAGAUUUUCUGAACAUGCGCAGUUUCUAUGAGAGAAUCACUGGUAUCAGGUCACGUGAUGGAUCUCCUGGGUUUUGCUUUAUUCCACUUUACACGCAGACUGGCCUUGACAUUCAACUUUCACUCAAAUGCUUACCUCAAGUUUAUCCUGAACCUUGCAGCGUUGCUAGGUUGUGCUUCAAAAUACCAAAUAUAGAAACAUUACUUCCUUAUUUGGUGGGAUGUCCGUUACCUAUGCCCAAUCAGAAAGGAGUUUGGUUGACACAUGACCCUGAUGGGAACGUUAUUAUUUUAGAGGAGACAGACCCUGUAMAUAAGGACCCUAGGAACACAUCUGARUACGAUAGUGGAUCAGCUGAUAGCGAUAGUAUUGUGAGUUCUCAGUGUUUGUCGGAUACUGUCCGUAUGAACAGGACGCAAUCUGAC